Pongo pygmaeus (Bornean orangutan) is the source of this 4884-nucleotide messenger RNA. RefSeq names its product SLIT and NTRK like family member 3 (gene SLITRK3). Gene Ontology annotation, biological process: axonogenesis; positive regulation of synapse assembly. The transcript has 2 exons. The record is from RefSeq and is a predicted model, not a curated record. Gene Ontology annotation, molecular function: protein binding. Gene Ontology annotation, cellular component: postsynaptic density membrane; GABA-ergic synapse. Lineage: Eukaryota; Metazoa; Chordata; Mammalia; Primates; Hominidae. Bases 648 to 3581 code for a protein of 977 amino acids.
GCCCCCUUCCUGCCUCCUUUCCGCCUCUCCCCACCCUUUUCUUCUCUCAUCUACACACCACCCACCCCCCCACUCCCACCCACCUAAAGGGCAAAGAGCAAAGACACCCUGGAAAAGCAAGGGCUAAUUCCAUCUUCUCGGAUGGAAGGAGGCCUCGGGCAGGGAUUGCGCUGUGAGUGACAACCUUUGAGGAAGAGAGAAAGAAAUCCAGAGUCUGAGCUCAGGCUCUCGGGAACAACGAAGCUCUCCACUGAUCGAGAGCACCGAGAUUUUAAGUCAAAGGAACCUAGUCCUGGGACACUCACUCUGCCUGCUUGCCUACCAGCCAUCGAGGGCAUAGGGAGCUGUGGUCGUGAGCUCCGUGUCGCUGGCAUCGCCGCGCUAGGUGCGCGCCCGGCUCUCCCAUUGGUAUGCAGCGACCAUUUCCCUGCAAGUCUCAAAGCUGGAAACAUUUAAACGGAUUACAAGCGUGAUUCGGUAGCCUUUCGGAAAGUUGGUGGCCAGAAGAGGAGAAGCUACAAGGCUACAGUAUGAUGGAUACAAUUCAGCUUCCCAGAGAGUUUGCCCCUCCUGCUGGGAAGCCCCUCGGAGCAAACCUCGGAGAUCUUGAGCACUCUGCACCAUAGUUUUGUAAUCAACCACGAACGAUGAAACCUUCCAUAGCUGAGAUGCUUCACAGAGGAAGGAUGUUGUGGAUAAUUCUUCUAAGCACAAUUGCUCUAGGAUGGACUACCCCGAUUCCCCUAAUAGAGGACUCAGAGGAAAUAGAUGAGCCCUGUUUUGAUCCAUGCUACUGUGAAGUUAAAGAAAGCCUCUUUCAUAUACAUUGUGACAGUAAAGGAUUUACAAAUAUUAGUCAGAUUACCGAGUUCUGGUCAAGACCUUUUAAACUGUAUCUGCAGAGGAAUUCUAUGAGGAAAUUAUACACCAACAGUUUUCUUCAUUUGAAUAAUGCUGUGUCUAUUAAUCUUGGGAACAAUGCAUUGCAGGACAUUCAGACUGGAGCUUUCAAUGGUCUUAAGAUUUUAAAGAGACUAUAUCUACAUGAAAACAAACUGGAUGUCUUCAGAAAUGACACCUUCCUCGGCUUGGAAAGUCUAGAAUAUCUACAGGCAGACUACAAUGUCAUUAAACGUAUUGAGAGUGGGGCAUUUCGGAACCUAAGUAAAUUGAGGGUUCUGAUUUUAAAUGAUAAUCUCAUCCCCAUGCUUCCAACCAAUUUAUUUAAGGCUGUCUCUUUAACCCAUUUGGACCUACGUGGAAAUAGGUUAAAGGUUCUUUUUUACCGAGGAAUGCUAGAUCACAUUGGCAGAAGCCUGAUGGAGCUCCAGCUGGAAGAAAACCCUUGGAACUGUACAUGUGAAAUUGUACAACUGAAGAGUUGGCUGGAACGCAUUCCUUAUACUGCCCUGGUGGGAGACAUUACCUGUGAGACCCCUUUCCACUUCCAUGGAAAGGACCUACGAGAAAUCAGGAAGACAGAACUCUGUCCCUUGUUGUCUGACUCUGAGGUAGAGGCUAGUUUGGGAAUUCCUCAUUUGUCCUCAAGUAAAGAGAAUGCAUGGCCCACUAAGCCUUCUUCGAUGCUAUCCUCUGUUCAUUUCACUGCUUCUUCUGUUGAAUACAAGUCCUCAAAUAAACAGCCUAAGCCCACCAAACAGCCUCGAACACCAAGGCCACCCUCCACCUCCCAAGCUUUAUAUCCUGGUCCAAACCAGCCUCCCAUUGCUCCUUAUCAGACCAGACCACCAAUCCCCAUUAUAUGCCCCACUGGGUGUACCUGUAAUUUGCACAUCAAUGACCUUGGCUUGACUGUCAACUGCAAAGAGCGAGGAUUUAAUAACAUUUCUGAACUUCUUCCAAGGCCCUUGAACGCCAAGAAACUGUAUCUGAGUAGCAAUCUGAUUCAGAAAAUAUACCGUUCUGAUUUUUGGAAUUUUUCUUCCUUGGAUCUCUUGCAUCUGGGGAACAAUCGUAUUUCCUAUGUCCAAGAUGGGGCCUUUAUCAACUUGCCCAAUUUAAAGAGCCUCUUCCUUAAUGGCAACGAUAUAGAGAAGCUGACACCGGGCAUGUUCCGAGGCCUACAGAGUUUGCACUACUUGUACUUUGAGUUCAAUGUCAUCCGGGAAAUCCAGCCUGCAGCCUUCAGCCUCAUGCCCAACUUGAAGCUGCUAUUCCUCAAUAAUAACUUACUGAGGACUCUGCCAACAGAUGCCUUUGCAGGCACAUCCCUGGCCCGGCUCAACCUGAGGAAGAACUACUUCCUCUAUCUUCCUGUGGCUGGUGUCCUGGAACACUUGAAUGCCAUUGUCCAGAUAGACCUCAAUGAGAAUCCUUGGGACUGCACUUGUGACCUGGUCCCCUUUAAACAGUGGAUCGAAACCAUCAGCUCAGUCAGUGUGGUUGGUGAUGUGCUUUGCAGGAGCCCUGAGAACCUCACGCACCGUGAUGUGCGCACUAUUGAGCUGGAAGUUCUUUGCCCAGAGAUGCUGCACAUUGCACCAGCUGGAGCAUCCCCAGCCCAGCCUGGAGAUUCUCACCUUAUUGGGGCACCAACCAGUGCAUCACCUUAUGAGUUUUCUCCUCCUGGGGGCCCUGUGCCACUUUCUGUGUUAAUUCUCAGCCUGCUGGUUCUGUUUUUCUCAGCAGUCUUUGUUGCUGCAGGCCUCUUUGCCUAUGUGCUCCGACGGCGUCGAAAGAAGCUGCCCUUCAGAAGCAAGCGGCAGGAAGGUGUGGACCUUACUGGCAUCCAAAUGCAAUGCCACCGGCUGUUUGAGGAUGGUGGAAGUGGUGGUGGCGGAAGUGGGGGUGGAGGUCGACCAACUCUUUCCUCUCCAGAGAAGGCCCCUCCCGUGGGUCAUGUGUAUGAGUACAUCCCCCACCCAGUUACCCAAAUGUGCAACAACCCCAUCUACAAGCCUCGUGAGGAGGAGGAGGUGGCUGUUUCAUCAGCCCAAGAAGCAGGGAGUGCAGAACGUGGGGGUCCAGGGACACAACCACCGGGAAUGGGUGAGGCUCUCCUAGGAAGUGAGCAGUUUGCUGAGACACCCAAGGAGAACCAUAGUAACUACCGGACCUUGCUGGAAAAAGAGAAGGAGUGGGCCCUAGCAGUGUCCAGCUCCCAGCUUAACACCAUAGUGACGGUGAAUCACCAUCACCCUCACCACCCAGCAGUUGGUGGGGUUUCAGGAGUAGUUGGGGGAACUGGGGGAGACUUGGCAGGGUUCCGCCACCAUGAGAAAAAUGGUGGGGUGGUGCUGUUUCCUCCUGGGGGAGGCUGUGGUGGUAGCAGUAUGCUACUAGAUCGAGAGAGGCCACAGCCUGCCCCCUGCACAGUGGGAUUUGUGGACUGUCUCUAUGGAACAGUGCCCAAAUUAAAGGAACUGCACGUGCACCCUCCUGGCAUGCAAUACCCAGACUUACAGCAGGAUGCCAGGCUCAAAGAAACCCUUCUCUUCUCGGCUGGAAAGGGCUUCACAGACCACCAAACCCAAAAAAGUGAUUACCUCGAGUUAAGGGCCAAACUUCAAACCAAGCCGGAUUACCUCGAAGUCCUGGAGAAGACAACGUAUAGGUUCUAACAGAGAGAAGAAAAUAUAUUAGUGCUUUUUUUUUUUCAAAAGAAAAGGAAAAUAAAAGAAAUAUAUCCCUUGCUCCCUUUACACUUGUCCCAAUAACUCCAUCCUCCAUCCUCACGAUCUUCCCUGCCCUGAACAAAACUAAAACCGCAUGAUAACUAGAGAAUACAGAUGUAUGCUCUCCCUUCUCAGAUGCGAUUUGGAGGAAGGGCCAUACUCAGAUCAUUAAUCAAUGAAGUGCCUUCGCAGACUUUUGCCAGCAAAUGUUAUCAUUAUUUUUUUAUACUGAAACUUGAGACUUUGUGCCAUGUAUAAGGUAUACUGGGGAUCAUUGUAUGGAUCCUAAUUAAGUAAAAUUCAGUGUGUCUUUUUAUUUUCAGUAACUAUUUUUUUUUUAGUUGUAGUUUUGAUUUAAAGGGGGGGGAACAAGUUGACAUUUGUCAUUUGUGGCUUUCUUAUCAUCAUUGCACAGAUUCUGUACAUGUAUUAACAAUGCAGUUUGCUGCAUGCCUGGAAACUGCAAGAUGGGGAGGGAGGGGGCGGGUCUUGCUCGAAUGUUCUCACUCACUAUCUUGUCUCUCAUACACAUAUCCAUCUGCAGACCGUGGUCCCUAAACCUGCAGUUUCUUCCUGCUGGUGCAGGUACACACACACACACACACACACACACACACGCUCCAUACCAUUUCCAUUCAACCCAAUCUGCUUAGUUCGGGUUUGAUCCAUUUUUCUCCUCUCCAUAGUUCUACUAUCCUUCACUGCUAGUGUACAGCCCACAACAUCUCUCCUACCACCCCGGGAAAAGUCACAUUCUAGGCUGGAUUCUACUGAAGUGGAGGCCUUUCUAGGCUGGAUUCUACUGAAGUGGAGGCCUUUCUAGGCUGGAUUCUACUGAAGUGGAGGCCUGGUGGUUUAACAGCCGAAGACACGCGCCUAGGGAUGAGCACCCUCUUUGUGACACUUCAUCCUGAUGCCAAGAUUUUUUGGAGAACAUCUGCACUUUCUUAUAUAUAUAUAUAAUAUUAAAAAAAGCAACUGGGUAUAUAUCACUAACAGCUUUGUAGGAAGCACUUUUAAUGUUUUCUCUCUCACACACAAAGAUUCAAAAGAAAUGUGCAUAUAUUUAUUCUGUAAUUUCAGUGAUUAUAAAUUGUAAAGGUAAUGUUUAAUCAUUGUAUAGUGAUUAUGCGUCUGGUAUAGCUUUCCUAAUAAAAAGUUUUUGAAAAACAUAAUACAUUAUAUAUAGAGGAUACAAAGCUUGAACCUUAAACUCCAGCUAUGCCAUGCCUUUCGUGCUCCCGUUUUA